Messenger RNA from Plasmopara halstedii, 579 nucleotides. RefSeq names its product Phox homologous domain. NCBI's taxonomy places the organism in Eukaryota, Oomycota, Peronosporomycetes, Peronosporales, Peronosporaceae. The coding region runs from base 1 to 579 and encodes 192 amino acids. The record is from RefSeq and is a predicted model, not a curated record. The transcript has a single exon. Gene Ontology annotation, molecular function: phosphatidylinositol binding.
AUGGGCUGCAAUCAGUCCAAGACGAACGAGCAUGAUGUGAACGUCUCAAGCACCGCUCAGUUGAGCAUCUCAAAGUCGGAAGUAUUCGAAAAGAAUGUCACAACGAAUGGUGUACAGCCCUCAAUCGCUCCUAGCGAAGCUGAGUCGGAACCCGCUUUGACUGCGAAUGAAGCAGUCGUUAAGACGAAAAUUCAGGAUUUCGCACUUCAGUUUCAUCCAGGUGAGGUUUGCAUCAAUGAAUAUGGCGUCGCUUUUUACAACUUCGACGGCUCUAAUCCAGCUGAUCCUAGUCAAGAGUUUCACGUGAGUAAGCGGUACUCAGAAUUCAAAAUCAUGCAUGCGGCAAUCUCCAAGCUUAUGGCUAGCGAGAAGAACGUCAAAGUCAAGGACCAGGAUAAGUUUCAGACCUACCCAGCUUUACCGUCGAUGCCUCGUGCUAACGCAGUGACUUAUUUGCUCGGGCGAGGUGAUCAAAAUGUGGUGAAGGAGCGCGAAGACCAGUUUGUCAAGAUUCUAAACGCAAUAGCUGCUCAUCCGAUUGCGUUUAAAAGCGAGACUUUCAAAGAUUUUUUAACAUAG